Molecule: messenger RNA, 1110 nt
Organism: Lachancea fermentati
Lineage: Eukaryota; Fungi; Ascomycota; Saccharomycetes; Saccharomycetales; Saccharomycetaceae
Source: the annotation of a GenBank genome assembly
AUGUCAUUCACUCAGAUACCGAUCAUUGAUCUAGAGGAUGCAUUUGACGCACAAAAGAGAAAGGUCUUUUUGGAAAAAGUUCGAAAUGCUCUGAUAAAUGUCGGAUUCCUUCUCAUUACAAAUUUCGAACGAGUUGGCCCAUCUCAGCGAGACUUCGAAGAUAUAAAAUCACAGGCGAUUGAGUUCUUUUCUCUUCCGGAUAGCAUUAAAAAGAAAUGCGAAAUGAUAAAUUCGCCUCAUUUUUUGGGCUACACGAGGCUGGCAAAUGAGAUAACGGGCGGCAAGAUUGAUUGGAGAGAACAAAUCGAUCUUGCAACGGAAUUAUUCCCACCUGGCAAGAAUGAGCCAUUGUACAAACAAAUUGAGGGCCCAAAUCUUUGGCCAGACGAGAAUAGCAUACCAAAUUUUCGUCCAGUCGUUACCUCUUAUAUUGAAAAAAUGACCCUGCUAAGUAAAUCCUUCAGGGGAAUAGUAUGCGAAGCCAUCGGAUUAAGUCCCAACGAUCUUGACAGCUACUUUAAGGAAAACCAGCAAUGUAAGAUGAAACUGAUUUCAUAUCCGGAAGAAGGAUACAGUGAGAAAUCAAGUCCAGAGCAUAUUAAAAAAGAACAAGGGCAGGGCGUGGGGGCACACAGGGACUCUGACUUUUUUACAUUCAUCUACCAAGCUUCAGAGCAUAAGGACUGUCUACAAGUUCAAAAUUUCAAAGGGGAAUGGAUUCCUAUCGACAAUGUUCCAGGCUCUCUAGUCGUUGCCGUUGGACAGACCCUUGAAGCAAUUACAGAUGGGGUAUGUAAGGCAACUAUUCAUAAAGUGGUGAGCCCCUCUGCUGGGCGCGGUACAAGGCUGUCGAUCCCAUUCUUUCAAACAAUAGAUUUAGAUUCUCGCAAGAGUGCUGUGUCGUCAAUACCAGAAGAUAUUAUGCGAAUGAGGGAUGAAAGAGAUAAACUCAUCACAAAGUGGGGUUCAGAUACCGGGUUUCAGUUUAAGCCAGAUCUUUCUAAUCAUCCAGUCGGCUAUACUGUUUUUCGGAACAGGAUCAAGUCACAUCAAGAUGUUGCAGCUAAAUGGUACCCUGAAAUACUGGAGCAAGUACUGCAUGGGAACUAA